Striga asiatica is the source of this 771-nucleotide messenger RNA. NCBI's taxonomy places the organism in Eukaryota, Viridiplantae, Streptophyta, Magnoliopsida, Lamiales, Orobanchaceae. The record is from the annotation of a GenBank genome assembly.
AUGACAACUAGCACCACGAAGGAGCAAGUAGCGGCCGCGGCCCCACCGCCUUGCCAGAGCUCUAACAACCUCUCCCCCAAUAUCGCCAAAGGCAAGCGCACAAAGAGACAACGGCCCCAUUCCCCGACCCUAGAUCACGGGCCGGGGCUGGGCCCAAGACCGAGCCCGGCCUCCUCUAACGAGAGCACCACCACGGAGGAAGAGGACACGGCCCGGUGCUUGAUCCUCUUGGCUCGAAGCCAUUUCCCGAACUCAAACAAGCAUCCGAGCACCUCGUGCAUGUACGCUUGCAAGACGUGCAAUCGGGCCUUCACGUCCUUCCAAGCCCUCGGAGGCCACCGGGCCAGCCACAAGAAGCCCAAAAACGAGCCUAGGAAUCCUGCGACAGUUCCUCCUCCUGACGAGGAGGGUUUCGUGCCGGCACCCAAGAGAAGAAUGUUGCAACCGAGUUAUCUUCACUUGGCCAAUGUCGUAGAGUCGGUCCCGAAGACGCUAUCUUUUCCAAGGGUUCACGAGUGCUCGUGCUGCGGAGCGGAGAUUGCAUCGGGCCAGGCCCUCGGAGGCCACAUGAAGCGGCACUGGGCCGGGCCUACAGGCGGGGGGCCCGAGGAAGGGAGGAGGCAGGGGAAUGGGCGGCCAUUGGAUCUCAAGCUACCGGCUCUUGAGGAUGAAAAUCAACGGUUGAGAUUCGUCGCAAGGGAGCAACGAGGCUCGGACAAGUUGGUUUUGUCUUUGGCUAACUCUCCAACAUUACUUCACUGCCAUUAUUGA